UUAUGUGGGAGGUGCUAUGUACGUUAGUGCUUCAGGUUCCUCCUCUGGGUGACGCUGCAGGAGUGACUGACAGAGGAUCUCGGGGCGGGGGGGGGGGUGUCGCUUCAGUGCUGUAGCGAAGGAGAGUCCAUCCAGGCCCUGAUAGCCUCCAGCCUGCUGCUGUGAGGAGAUGUCGGAGGUUCCCGGUCGGAGCCUCUUCUCGCGGUAAAAAGAUGCUCUCGCUUUCAGAGUAGUUUCCUCUUUAUUUCAAGAUGUCUCAGUGGAAAAACCAUGUACCUCUUCUGUCAGGUAUCGUCUCGUCUUGGAUUGUGUUCUUUAUUUUCAUGUCACAGCAUGUAUCGGCACAGGAUUCUUGUCCAAAGAUCACACAAUGGCUCUUGAAAGAUGGCUUUCACAGAGAUCUUCUGAGUAGGGUAAAACUUGGUGCAGUUGAUGAAGAUACAGGAAGCUGCAUGGUGGCAAUUAAAAUUCACCUUCCAAAGGGAUUAUAUGUGGAUCCCUAUGAACUGACAUCUUUAAAUAAACACAAUAUUACUGAGGCAUUGCUGUUUGGUGAUUAUGUAGAUUUGGAAGCUCCUGAGUAUUUAGCUACUGAAAUUGCUGUUCUCCUUUACAUGAAACCUGAUCCUGAAUGCCGUUACUGUUUUAGAGGGAUAUUGCCUCUGCACUGCCGGUAUCACCAGCCAGCAGAGGUUGAUGGAGAAGUCUCUGCCAUAUUGAAGAGUCCAGAAAUAUUGGUCCAUUGCCAGAAAGCCUUUCUAUCAGCGGAAUGUUUGAAAGAAAUCAAAAUAGAAGAACCAUGUUCCCGGAAGAAUAAACAUAACUGCAACUGGGACAGCGUGAAGUUCCAAGCUGUAAACCAGGAACUGAAAUUGCAAAUACCAGUUGGGCUCAAACAUCACGUUACUUUAGUAUGUACAGGGACUCUUGUUACCACUAUAUUGUGCUCCAGCCUUAUUCUUUCAGCUUUAGUCAAGCAUGGAGACUUCUUGUUUGUUCAGAGCUCAUUGUAAAAUGAAAUAAAACUUUAUUGAAUCAUCAUGGAAAGACUGUCAAACUGCCUAAGCGGACUGACCAAACAAGAUAUGGGGAGUGAAGAACAUACUUGUUAUUGGCACAGCAUCACUAUUUGGGAGCAGGCCCAGUGCCUUAUAUUGACUGUUAGUGUUACAUUUGCCUGACUCUACUGGUUUGAACGAGUUGUUUUUCUAGAAUUUUAUGCAAGCUUUUUAAGUAGCUUGAUCUCAUUAUCACACAACUAUAAAACUCUUCUGUACUUUGAUUCUGUCCCCUGGCUUGAACCAUCUGAUAAAUUGAGCUCUGACUCAUGAAUGCUUAUGCUGGAAUAAAUUCUGUUAAUUUCGUAGGUA
This is a messenger RNA of Heteronotia binoei (common prickly gecko), 1370 nucleotides long. It is a transcript of the gene PIGX, whose product is annotated as phosphatidylinositol glycan anchor biosynthesis class X. Gene Ontology annotation, cellular component: endoplasmic reticulum membrane. The record is from RefSeq and is a predicted model, not a curated record. Gene Ontology annotation, biological process: GPI anchor biosynthetic process. The transcript is spliced from 7 exons. Lineage: Eukaryota; Metazoa; Chordata; Lepidosauria; Squamata; Gekkonidae. Bases 252 to 1013 code for a protein of 253 amino acids.